This is a messenger RNA of Angiostrongylus costaricensis, 579 nucleotides long. The record is from the annotation of a GenBank genome assembly. Lineage: Eukaryota; Metazoa; Nematoda; Chromadorea; Rhabditida; Metastrongylidae.
AUGAGCACGAAAGUCAAUCGCAAUCGAACAAUGGGAAUGCGAAGAGUUGGCGUACGUGGGAGCAGCACAUAUGAGGGAGAGUACGAGUACUCUUCAGGUGAUAAUCCAAAGCGAAUUCAGGAAGAUUUUGUAGAAGUGGACGUAGAUGUCAUUGAUAUUCCGCCAGGUCGAUGGCGAGUAGUAACAUCUCAUGUUCCUGAGCGUCGUUUCAUGAUCGUCAAAUUUGCAACAAAUGAAGAAAUCUCGGAGGCUCGAAAACUCAUUUCUAGCAAUGAAAAUGAUGGUAGUCGCAAAAGAAGAAAAGAAGUGGAUGACCAAGGUUUUACAUAUUUAUGGUCGUCAAAGGAGAAGGUACGGCCUGGUUUAAAUGUUUUCGACGAAAAAGGCAACGAGCUGGAAUGGGAUUAUGAACAUGACACACGAAAGCGUCGUCGCAUAGCUGCUCGUCUCGCAAUGUGUGAUGAUGAUGAUGAUGAAGAAGAGGAAGACGAAAUUUGGAGCAAGCGAACAUCGUCUCCAACACCACAACCUUGGGAUCGACCAAAAGGUCGGCUUGCUAAUCGAGUCACACGAGAGUAG